CGGCCGCGCCCGGCAAUGUUCCUCCAAAUCUCCAAAAGACCUAAAGUUUUAGACUCUUAUGUCACAUCAAAUCUACGCGUCUUCAGUACGCACGUAUACGCACUUGCUGGUAAAAUAAUUUAUUUUUGCCAUUUAAAUAUUUGAAGUAAAUUAAAAUUUUGCGGGAAUUGUGCCGGUUUCAUUGCUGUGAUUUUUAAUUUUAAAAUUUAUCGCGAUGGCUGUCGAGACUCCGAAUCGAAGUGAAGAUCAACGUGGACCAAUAAAAUCAUGCUUCGCUAUCAGAUAUCUUAUGGCCAUUCUCGGUUCUAUCGGGCUGGCGAUUAUCUAUGGGUUCAAGGUCAAUGUCAGCAUAGCGAUUGUCGCAAUGGUAAAUCAUACGGCGAUAAAACUCGCAGAAAAUCACACGGCGAUCAACGUCACUGGAGCCACCCUCAAUGUCACUUCUAAAGUGCAAGAAGACGGGCCGUUUGUCUGGGAUGGAGGCAUGCAAGGCAUCAUUUUAUCCGCUUACUUCGUCGGUUACUUGGUAUCCAUGAUCCCGGGCGGGCGGAUGUCUGAAUUAGUGUCCGCGAAGUGGGUGAUGAAUGGCGCGGUACUUUUGAAUGUCGUUGCUUCGGUUUUGUCACCACCAGCAGCUUACGGACACUACUGGCUGUUUGCUUUCAUGAGAUUUCUUCAAGGAGUUGGUGGCGGUGUAAGUUUCCCGGCUAUGCACGUCAUGAUUUCAAAGUGGGCGCCCCCAAAUGAGCGAAGUGUCUUAACGUCAAUUAUUUAUGCUGGAACAGCACUUGGAACUGUCAUUGCGACUUUACUGUCUGGUAUUAUCGCAGCUAGUAUGGGCUGGGAGUGGGUAUUUUAUAUUGAAGGACUUCUUUGUCUUAUUUGGUGCACUGCUUGGUGGCUCAUGAUCGAAGACUCUCCAGAACAGCAGCGAAGAUUAAUCACUCAGGAAGAAAAAAAUUAUAUUUUAAAAUCACUUGGUCAGACGGAAAAUAUGGAGCAUCAUAAACUGGAAGUACCUUGGGGACAAAUUGUCAGAUCACUUCCUUUUAUGGCGAUUUUUAUUUCACACUUUUGCAGUAAUAUCGGGUGGUAUAUGAUGCUGACGCAGUUGCCGACUUACAUGAAACAAGUUUUGGAAUUUGAUUUAAAAUCUAAUACGACACUCUCUUCGAUUCCGUAUUUAUGCAUGUGGUUGUUCACAAUGGCAAUCAGUAAAUUAUUAUCGACAUUUGAAUCAAAGAACUGGAUCACUAGAACUCUUUCCCGGAAAAUUGGAACCUUUUGCAGCUCUGUAAUACCGAUGAUUUGUUUGAUUGUCGUGGCCUUCGCUGGAAAUAACCGUGAGGUUGCUGUGACAUUUAUGACAAUCGGUAUCACUUCUAUGGGUGCAAUGUACAGCGGAUUUUUGGGCAAUCACAUUGACAUCGCUCCCAAUUUCGCGGGUACUCUUGUCGCGAUAACGAAUUGUUUCGCUACAAUUCCUGGGAUUGUUAUGCCAAUAAUUAUUGGAUACGUCACUAAAACAGAUUCAUCAAUUGCCACCUGGAGAAUUAUUUUCUUUAUAACUUCCGGUUUCUUGCUGGUCGAAGUUAUAGUUUUCAGUAUUUUUGGAUCGAGUAAAGAGCAGCCAUGGAAUGACAUUAAGUCACAUGAUGAAGAAACAAGCGAUCAAACUUUGCCGCUUGAAGAAAAAAAUAGACAUUAAAUAUAAUGGUAAUUUUUUAGAUCAAAGACUCAUCAGGUUGAUCUCGAGCAAUAAAUUUAUGAAACAAUAAUUUUAAAAAAAGUAUUAACUGACAAAAUAUAAUAAUUGUUAAAUAUUUAUAUGUAAAUGUGGAUAAAAAAAAUUUUUUCAUGGAAAAGUAAAUUUUCCUUGACAUUAAAUUAAUUUGUAGCUGGUGAUU
Messenger RNA from Microplitis mediator, 1907 nucleotides. It is a transcript of the gene MFS3, whose product is annotated as putative inorganic phosphate cotransporter. Bases 215 to 1708 code for a protein of 497 amino acids. The record is from RefSeq and is a predicted model, not a curated record. Gene Ontology annotation, molecular function: transmembrane transporter activity. The transcript has 7 exons. NCBI's taxonomy places the organism in Eukaryota, Metazoa, Arthropoda, Insecta, Hymenoptera, Braconidae. Gene Ontology annotation, biological process: transmembrane transport; monoatomic anion transport.